Molecule: messenger RNA, 402 nt
Organism: Alternaria burnsii
Lineage: Eukaryota; Fungi; Ascomycota; Dothideomycetes; Pleosporales; Pleosporaceae
Exons: 2
Coding region: 1-402 (133 amino acids)
Source: RefSeq, a predicted model, not a curated record
AUGGCAUCACGUUUCUUCCAAAGCUUUUCACGUUCGGCGCCCACCGCAUCCCGCUCAUUGCAACAACGAAGUGAAGUCCUCGCACCCGUUCUUACCCGCACAUACGCCAGCAGCGCAGCGCCAGGCCAAGCAUCCAACGUCUCCAACCCCCAAGCAAGCAACGCCGAGAGCCAGGACAUCAACAAGAGCGCCUCAGUCGGCCGAACAGACAAGAACGAUGGCGAUCAUGCGUCGAUACAGAAUCCAGUUAGCCACCCAGAGCAUGACCGAGCAGGCGCGACGGAGGAGACAACGGAGAGCCAGGAUAACAUGAAGCACGACCCUAAGGAGUCGGAUGCGAAGAAGAGGGAGAAAACGCUGAACUAUGGCCAGAAUAAGCCUUUGGAUGCCGCGGAUAAGUAG